Bathycoccus prasinos is the source of this 1215-nucleotide messenger RNA. Its product is annotated as GPI-anchor transamidase. The transcript has a single exon. The coding region runs from base 1 to 1215 and encodes 404 amino acids. Lineage: Eukaryota; Viridiplantae; Chlorophyta; Mamiellophyceae; Mamiellales; Bathycoccaceae. Gene Ontology annotation, biological process: proteolysis; attachment of GPI anchor to protein; protein localization to cell surface. The record is from RefSeq and is a predicted model, not a curated record. Gene Ontology annotation, cellular component: GPI-anchor transamidase complex. Gene Ontology annotation, molecular function: GPI-anchor transamidase activity.
AUGAGAAGAAAACGUUUCCACGACGAUGAUUUUGCUUCAAAGAAGAGGGAUGUUUUACGACGGGGGCGGCGCUUGAACAGCCGUUUUUGUCGUCUUCUUCUUUGUCUUCUUUUUCUCCUCCUCGGCUUUGUUUCUGUUGAACAAAGCGGAUUAGAAGGCGGACGCUGCGCGUGGUGGUUGUGUGGUGCUUUCGCCGAAGACGAUCACUUUGGUGGACGACAUGAACAAAAAACAAACAAUCACGCGAUUCUCGUGGACGCGUCGCGCUUUUGGUUCAACUACCGCCACGCCGCGAACACGUUGGCUAUUUACAAAACGAUUAAACGAUUAGGUAUUCCGGACGAGAAUAUUAUCUUGAUGGUGGCGGACGACUACGCGUGUAACAGCCGGAACGUUCGCGCCGGGGAAGUGUUCACAGACGAUAGCGGGUACGAGAAUAACGUGUAUACGGAGGAUAUAGAGGUGGAUUAUCGAGGCGACGAGGUGACGCCAGCGAAUGUUUUGAGGGUAUUGUUGGACGCGCACUACUAUAACUCCGAGGAGGACGAGAGCGAUGAUGAUGACGGUAGCGUACUACUCAAUCUACCCAACUCGAAACGAUUGCGGACGGACGAAAACUCGAACAUUCUCUUCUACCUCACCGGUCACGGCGGUGACGAGUUUUUAAAGUUCCAGGACCAAAAAGAAAUCACCGCGAUGGAUUUGCAAAACGCGUUUACGAAGAUGCGCGAGAUGAAACGGUACAACGAGUUGUUGUUCGUCGUGGACACGUGUCAAGCUGGGACGAUGUUUAAAAGGUUUAACGGAUUGAGGAAUAUUAUCGCAGUCGCGUCUUCGAUGAAAGGUGAAAACAGUUACGCGCACGGGACGAGAAAUGAUAUCGGUCUGGCCGUUUCCGAUCGGUUUACGAGGUUCCUGUACGAGUAUUUGAAGAGGGACAACGCGGAGGAAAUCACGUUGAGAGAAGUUUUCCAAAGAGCGCAGUCACCGCAGAUUAGGAGUUAUUUGAUGAGUACCGUCCAAGUGGAUUGGUCCAACUACGUUGACGGACGACAGUUGGGCGAUGUGAAGGUUGGGGAUUUCUUUGCCAACGCUCAUAGUCGCCGCAAGAAGAGUCGUACUUUUAACGCUCAAAAAUCCAACGAAAAGGACGAGGAAGCGUACGCGACCAUUUUACCUGGAUUUGCAACGGCAUCAGCGUUUACAUCAGCAUAG